Messenger RNA from Drosophila takahashii, 2416 nucleotides. RefSeq names its product Dorsal root ganglia homeobox (gene Drgx). Lineage: Eukaryota; Metazoa; Arthropoda; Insecta; Diptera; Drosophilidae. Gene Ontology annotation, molecular function: DNA-binding transcription factor activity, RNA polymerase II-specific; RNA polymerase II transcription regulatory region sequence-specific DNA binding. Gene Ontology annotation, biological process: regulation of transcription by RNA polymerase II. The record is from RefSeq and is a predicted model, not a curated record.
UAAAAGGCUAAAAAACAAAACCAGCAGCGACAAGGGAUUUUCUUCUGGGACACGCUUGAAGUAUUGCUGCCAAAAUUUUCACGGACGGUAAUAAGCUCGGUCCUGCAGCCGCGGGCAGAGGAAUGUUUUGCUACCAGUGUCCUCCAGCCCUGCAUCCCUGCGGCCCUCAUCCUCCGCGCCUGCCAACCCUCGACUAUCCCUUCGCCGCCACCCAUCCAUAUACCAGCUACUCGUAUCAUCCUGCCAUCCACGAUGAGACUUUUGUCCGGCGGAAGCAGCGACGGAAUCGCACCACCUUCACACUGCAACAGCUGGAGGAACUGGAGACGGCCUUUGCCCAGACCCACUAUCCGGAUGUGUUUACUCGCGAGGAUCUGGCCAUGAAAAUCAACCUGACCGAAGCUCGGGUUCAGGUCUGGUUCCAGAAUCGCAGGGCCAAGUGGCGCAAGGCGGAGCGACUCAAGGAUGAGCAGCGAAAGCGGGAAAAUGGAGAGAGCAGCAGCUCACUGGAUAAGCUUCACGACUCUCGUGAAUCUUCGCCAGACAUUACGGGUGAAAUAGACGACGACAUGGAUGAGUUACCGCCUCGUCAGCGGUCACACAGUCCGCUGGCCAACGGGCAAAUGGAGCAGCAGCACUCCCACUCGCAUUCGCACUCGCAUUCCCGCAGUCCUGGCGGCGGCGGAGGGAUGCACUUGGAUUCCAGCGACAAUGAGCGUCCGUUGUCCUCCAAUCAGCUGACCGCCACCCCGCACUCUGCCUCCCAGUCGCUGGGCUCCAUCAGUGCCGGAUCGCCAUCCCCAUCGGGAAUGCACAGGGAGCACAGGGAGCAUACGCCCCUGGCUGGCAGUGGGGGUCAGGGGCCGAGCAGCCCCUCAAACUCACGGAACACCGACUCACCCAUCGAGGUGGGAGGACCCAUGUCCUUGACCACGGGCUCAAGGAUGCCCGUAUCCUCCAACAACUCGGCCUCGUCUACGCCCACGCCCACCACCCCGCACGCCCCCCAGAUGCCGCAUUCUUCGGCUGCUGCGGCGGCCGCUUUUGGAAGCCACAUCUUCGGAAGCUUUGGAGGAGGCAGCAACGCCAGCGAUAGCAACUGCGGCUUUCGCCCCGUUUUGAGUGAACAGAGCGCCGUGGCAGGAGCGGCGGCGGCUGCGGCCGCCCAGCGAGGCGCCAACCACCCACCGUUUUUCCUUCCGCCCCACCUGGCCGCCCAGUUCACCCAUCAGCCGCUUUUCCCGGGACUAAAAGGCGUUUCCCCAUUCCAGAGCCUCUGCUCCUGCUGCUCCUUGAAGCCCCCGCCGCCGCCGGGCUCCUCGGUGGUGGCUCCAUUGAGCAUCCCAGUGAGCAGCAGUUCGGCGGCCAGUUCCCCGGAGUCGCCCAAGUCCUCUGGCCAGGGACCCUCUGGCCAUGAUCCGCGCUCCAAUUCGGUGGCCGAACUGCGGCGAAAGGCACAGGAACAUUCGGCGGCUCUCUUGCAAUCGCUGCAUGCCGCAGCUGCAGCAGGAUUGGCCUUCCCGGGCCUCCACCUGCCACCCCUCUCCUUCGCCCAUCAUCCGGCCUUGGGACAGCAUGUGGUCAAUCACAACAAUAACAACAACAACACGAUGAGGAUGAAGCACGAGGCGCAGGACAUGACCAUGAAUGGAUUGGGACCGGGAUCAGGAUCGGGCGGAGGAGCAGCUCUUUUAGAUCUGGCUGAAUCGGCAGUGGCAUAUCAACAGCAGCAACAACAACAUGCAACACUAUCGCCACCAACCACGCCCACUCAGCAGUCAUCGGGGGGGGUGGCAGCAGCUGAAUGUUCUCCCGGUUCAGGAGGAAUCUCGGGAUCGGGUUCUUUGAAUGGCAAUGCGGUGCUAACCAAAAUGGAAUAAAUGAAGGGAAAUCCAAACUGAUUGUGCAAUGAAAAUUUUAUCGUAUAGGGCAUAUAGGGUAUUUUAUUUCGCAGAUUUCGAAAUUUGUACAAAUUUAUUUCCCAUUUCUUUAGGACUCCAAAUAGAAGCUGUGAAAUAAAAUACCCAAAACCAGCCUGUUUGUAACAAUAAACAUUUAAAAGUUAAAUAGUAGACUAAGCUCUAGUUUAGCCCUAAUUUAAUCAAGCAAGAGAACAUACACAAUAUAAAAACAACAAAAAAUUAAAAAAAAAACACAGCAGCACUUUAAAUAAAAAAUAAUUAUAUAUUAGAAUAAUAGUUAGCUGUUGUUGGUUUCGGCAGAUAAGACGAGCCAAGAUAACCCCUGAUUGAACCCAACAUAAUCAGCAACAGCCGAAGAAGACAAUUCCAAAUGAUUAACAAUAUCAAUUAACACGCGAAUGCAUAUGAACAAUAUUUACAACAAAUAAUACAGCAUAUAUACACACAUGAUUAUAAACCCUUACAGUAUAUAGAGGAUAGCUAACAAAUCGGAA